AUGUUUUUUUGUCUUCUGUGUUUUUUUUUUAUAAUUGGUCAUUUUUCACAGUUAUCUGCUACCAUCGUCUUCUCCUCAAUCCUCUCUCGCUCUGACUUCAUACUUUUCUAUCUAUCUAUCUAUCUAUCUAUCUAUCUAUCUGAAUCUUCUAUUCAUAUCUAUCCAUAUCACUCUAUUCAUAUCUAUCUAUCAUUCUAUUUGAAUAUCUAUCUAUAUCUCUCUAUUCAUAUCUAUCAAUCUGAAUUGGAUUAUAUAUAUCUAUAUCACUCUAUCUAUAUGUCUUUCCCAUCUAUCUAUCUCAGCUUUUACAUUUCUCUCUCUUCUUCCUUCUUUCUUUCUUUCUUUCUUUCUCUUUCCCUUUCCCUUUCCCUUUCCCCACUCUCUCUCAUAGCCACCCCACUUUUUUUUACUUCAUUCCUUAUUUCUCUUUUCUCUUCAUCAAUCUCUCUCUUUCUCAUAAUCAUCUUUCCUUCCUUCUUUCCUUCUCUUUCCAUUUUUUCAAUCUUUCUCUCACUCACUCAUAACCAUCUCUCUUUUCUUCCUUCCUUCUCUUUCCUUCCUCAAUCUCCCUCUCAAACCAUCUUUCUUUCCUUCCUUCUCUUUCCUUUUCUUUAA
This is a messenger RNA of Acanthosepion pharaonis, 615 nucleotides long. Lineage: Eukaryota; Metazoa; Mollusca; Cephalopoda; Sepiida; Sepiidae. The record is from the annotation of a GenBank genome assembly.